Xenia sp. Carnegie-2017 is the source of this 2562-nucleotide messenger RNA. RefSeq names its product phospholipase A-2-activating protein-like. NCBI's taxonomy places the organism in Eukaryota, Metazoa, Cnidaria, Anthozoa, Malacalcyonacea, Xeniidae. Gene Ontology annotation, biological process: proteasome-mediated ubiquitin-dependent protein catabolic process; ubiquitin recycling. The transcript is spliced from 29 exons. Gene Ontology annotation, molecular function: ubiquitin binding. Gene Ontology annotation, cellular component: cytoplasm; nucleus. The coding region runs from base 84 to 2381 and encodes 765 amino acids. The record is from RefSeq and is a predicted model, not a curated record.
UAGUAACACUGUCGUCUAGCGCACUUUAGCAUUCAGACUUUUCUGUAAAAAAAUACUCGUUUUACGUUGAGUUUUAGAAGAUAAUGUCUUACAAACUCAGUGCAGUGCUUAGAGGUCAUGAAAUGGACGUUCGAGGAAUCUGCAAGAGUACUUUCCCAAUUGGUGGUCUUGUUUCAGUGUCAAGGGAUCGAAGUGUUAGGGUAUGGAAACGAGAUGAUUCCACCAAUGAGUUUGUGGAAGGACAAUGUUUCUCUGGUCAUCAAGGAUUCGUAGCAUCAGUACACGCAAUGCCUGCAACAGAAAAACAUCCACAUGGAUUGAUCGUUACUGGUGGACACGAUAAUCUUAUUUUGAUCUGGAGUAUCGAAUCUUUGGAGCCAAUUCAAAAACUACCUGGGCACUCUGGUGCCGUUUGUACAAUAACUUCUGGAAAUUAUGGUACAAUACUGUCUGGAUCAUGGGACAAAACAGCCAGGGUAUGGCUUGAUGGAAAAUGCAUAAUGAACUUAAAAGGUCAUGAGCAAGCUGUUUGGUCUGUGGCCAUGAUAACAGACCAAGGAUUAAUGCUCACAGCCUCUGCAGACAGGACAAUAAAGAUAUGGAAGGCCGGAUCAUGUAUUAAAACAUGUACAGGUCACACCGACUGUGUCCGUAGCAUAAGCGUUCUUUCUUCAAGUGAAUUCAUCUCCAGUUCAAACGACAAUACCAUACGCAAAUGGAGUACAACUGGUCAUUGCAUACAAGUUUACCAAGGUCAUACAAACUUUGUUUACAGUCUCGCCGUUUUUCCGAACGAGAGCGAUAGCUUCAUCUCUACAUCAGAGGACAGAACUGUCAGAGUUUGGAAAGACGGUCAAUGCGUUCAGACAAAUUGCUCAUGCCAGCGACUUCAAUCCGUGGACAUCGCUGUCGGCUCAAGUGACGGUAUCGUUCGUGUUUUUACAUCCGAUCCGCAAAGAAUUGCAGACGAAGACGUAUUGAAGCAAUUUCAAGAAGAGGUCGCCAGUCAUGCUGUUCCUGUGCAAGUUUCCAGCGAUGGCAAACUAGGCGAUAUUGAUGUCAAAGAUCUACCCGGACCCGAGGCAUUAUUAAGACCAGGUAAAUCAAGUGGACAGAAUCUUUUGAUAAAGAGAGGUGGAACGAUCGAGGUCCAUCAGUGGAAUGAUUCGGAUAGUGUAUGGAAUAAGAUUGGUGAAGUGGUUGGAGCUGGCGGUGGAUCUGAUGGACCGUCUACAAGUGCAGGAAAGAAAGUUUUCGAAGGAAAGGAGUAUGAUUAUGUGUUUGAUGUUGAUAUUCAGGAAGGGAAACCCGCAUUGAAGUUACCUUACAAUAUCACAGACGACCCAUGGCUUGCCGCACAGCAAUUUUUAGAAAGGAACCAGCUUAGUCAAGAAUUUCUCGAUCAAGUUGCUAACUUCAUCAUGGCGAGAACGAAGUCGGUAACGAUUGGUGCCGAAAGCAAUCAAUCUUCAUACGCCGACCCUUUUACCGGCGGGUCUCGUUAUAUACCUGGAGCAUCAACGUCUGAUAAUGCGCCUGAUGCCAUUCAUAGUGGAGCUGAUCCUUUUACAGGACAAGGAAGCUACAAACCAAGUUACUCAACAUCCGUGACAGGAAAUGAAAGACAAUCAUCCACAAAGUUAAGAGCAAUUUACAAAGAUGACUGUUGUUCAAACCAGAUGCUUUCCAAUGACGAUUUUUCAGAAAUUGAAGAGGCAUUGUCCGUCGCUGUGGAUAAAAAAAGUCCUUCGAAUCCUUUGACUCCUAAACAAGUUGAUACCAUUACAAAAUUAAUCAGAUGGCCAACUGAUAUUUGUUACCCAGGAUUAGAUGUCCUAAGAAUGUUCAUUCGAGAUGACGUCAUUUCACAGGAUUUUAUCAAGAAUGGCGAUGAGCUUGUUCAGCAUCUAUUAAAAAUUACUGGGUGUGAUAAGGCCAAGAAUCAUGACCUCACCGUCGCUGUCGUAUUCAGAAUAUUUUCAAAUCUUUUCGCUCACCAGCAAGGCCGAAUUGUGAUGUUAAAACAAAAAGAAGAGAUCCAGCAAUGCAUCAACGAUAAUUGUCGAUAUACCAAUAAAAUGACUCAAAUUGCUUCAUGUACAGUUCUUAUAAAUUAUGCUAUUGAGUCUAAAGAUAAAAAAGGUCUCGAGCUCAAAGCUCCUUGGAUAAACAGUUUGCGAACGGUAAUGAAUUAUUUGAAGGACAACGAAGCGAAAUUUCGUGCUAUGGUUGCGUUGGGGACGUUGAUUUGGAAGGACGAAGAAAGUGUAUCAUAUGCUAAAACGUUGGAUUUUCAUAAUUUGAUUAAUCCACUAACAUCCAUAUCAGACCCCUCCAAGGUUGCCAAGUGUGCUAUACAGAUAAUGGAAGCUUUGAGGUGACAAUUGUGAAUGAACUUCUUACAAAUUAAAUUUCAUAAAAAUUACACAUCGCGAUUUUGGUUUUCACAAUCACUUCUUGUACAUAGAGGUAUUAAUGAACAUUCUUUAUUUCAAAAUAUUGUUCAAUAUUGGUCUGUGAUGACUUAUAAAGCAUAUCAGUAAUAUAUGUUCCAAAUUUAAA